CGCUGGCCUUAUGCGCCCGGGUUACGGAAGCCGGGGAGGACUGAGCGCGAGGUCUACCUGCAGGAAGUUGGCCGCGGAAACCGGGAUAGCGGUGGAGAAGAGGUACCUCAGGCUCAAUGGCUACUGUGGAAGCAAGUGGCAGCGAUGAGAAAGGGCGAGACGUCGAGACCUCCGUCACGUAUUACCGAUUGGAGGAGGUGGCGAAACGCAACUCCCCGAAGGAGAUUUGGCUGGUGAUCCACGGGCGAGUCUACGAUGUCACCCGCUUCCUUAACGAGCAUCCUGGUGGAGAAGAAGUUCUGCUGGAACAAGCUGGUGGAGAUGCAACUGAAAGUUUUGAAGAUGUAGGCCACUCCUCUGAUGCCAGAGAAAUGCUCAAACAGUACUAUAUUGGUGAUGUGCAUCCGAAUGACCUUAAACCCGGAAGUGAUGGCAAGGACCCUCCGAAAAAUAAUACGUGCAAAAGCUACUGGUCGUAUUGGAUCUUCCCCAUCGUAGGUGCUAUUCUCUUAGGUUUUCUGUAUCGUUACUACAUGGCGGAGAGCAAGUCCUCCUGAAGAGACCUUGUUGAAGUCUGGAAAGCACAUCUACUUGGGAGUGAGAACUAGACACUUGUUUGGAGGCUGCAGCGGUGCCCUCUUCUCGAAUCCUGCCAAUUGUAUUCUUCUUCCUCGGACCCCAGACUGUUGGCCAGACAUCCGCCUCAGCCCUGGGGCCAGCAUCCAAGUCAUUUCUCAGAGCCUUACUCUCAAAGCACCUGCUCAUUGUGUCCUUGCCUUUGUUUCCUCUCUUUACUCUUUUCCACGAGCACCUUUAUGUUUCAAAACUUUUAUAAUUAUUGUCUACGUGUCCUAGUGACAUUGCCCUUCGGUAAAAUUGCCUGCUUUCCAGUACUUUGAAUGCACAUUAGACAUACUUAACAGGGCAUCACACUCUGGUUUUGAAGCUUUUCUUUUUCCCUUUUUCUUUUAAGUAAAUAUUAUUUUAAAAAUUAUGACUUAAUUAUCAUAAGAGGUUUAAUUCAUGAAGUCAGGUUGCACACCUGCGACUUAAAACACAACUGCAGAAUGAUCUUCUUCGUUGAUUAUAUUUGUUAAAACUGAGUGUAGCAGGGAGCCCUUGCCACCUCCUAAGGCCACCAAAUGGUGCUGGGCAGAACCCUGCUUCCCUUUUGUUUAUGGGGAGUGGAGAGAAACAGGGAGAGGAAGAGAUGAAUUGGGAUGAUAGAGUGAAUUCACGGUAAUCUUUCUUUUGAAAAAUAUUGAAAAACACUACUUUUAGGACAGGAGUUUAGAAAAAGCACCAAAAACUUUAUCCUUUACUUGGGCACCAGUUCCUAGCCAUCUUUUUCUUUUCUUUUUUUUUUUUUU
Molecule: messenger RNA, 1370 nt
Organism: Physeter macrocephalus (sperm whale)
Lineage: Eukaryota; Metazoa; Chordata; Mammalia; Artiodactyla; Physeteridae
Gene: CYB5B
Product: cytochrome b5 type B
Exons: 5
Coding region: 117-557 (146 amino acids)
Cellular component (GO): intracellular membrane-bounded organelle; mitochondrial outer membrane
Molecular function (GO): heme binding
Source: RefSeq, a predicted model, not a curated record